AUCCUCACAUGCUACCAAAAUCCAACAGAAGUAGCACCAGCACACCCUUUCCCUUUCCCUCUUCCUUUCCUUUAUAAUUACCUCUCACACACUCUCUCUCUUUUUUCUUUUUUUCUCUGUCGUCCAUCUCUCUUCUUUCUUUUGAUUAUAUUGAGGGGGAUUAGAAUUAGACCCUUUUUGUAGCCAUGAAAAAAGGUUGGUUUUGAAUCAGUAAAUCUCUGUAUGGAGUAUUGCAGCCCCUAUGUUUAGCAACUGGAAAAGGCUGAUAUCCUUUGUUGAAAGAAUGGUCUCUUUUGCCGGAUUUGACUUGAACCAAGUUGUUCCUUUUGGGGAUGGGAGUUAUUUGUAUACUCCUCUUUGAGCGGUCCCUUUAGGUUUUCCUCUAUUAGAAGAAAAUAAGAUUCUCACAAAAGCUGAACCGUCAAUUUUCAGUGAUUCAUUUGCAGAAUUCUCCCAAACUGUACUAUAAAAUUGGUGGGUUUUCUAUUCACUUUUUCAUCCUUGCUGUGUGGAUCGUUUCCCAAUGACAAGGUACCCACUGUUAGUCUGGUCUUUUUCUAUCUUUCUGCUCGCUUCUGAUGUCUGAUACAUAUUUGCUCUUCUCUUAAUUUUUUGUAUUCUCUCUCUCUCUCUCUCUCUCUCUCUCUUGCUCUCUCCAUGAUGCAAUUCUCUGAAAUCCCACCCUUGCACCAAAUCCCUCCAUUUUCAAUCCCCACAAUGAACAAAAACCAAAUCCAUCGGGCUCGUCCAUGGCCUGGGUUCCCUACCUCAAAGGGCUUAGGCAGCUUUGGUGAUGCCAAUUGCAUGGAACAACUUCUAGUGCACUGUGCAAACGCUAUUGAGAGCAACGAUGCUACUCUAGCGCAGCAAAUUCUUUGGGUUCUCAACAACAUUGCACCACCAGAUGGUGAUUCCAACCAGCGCUUAACAUGUGCUUUCCUUCGAGCUCUUAUUGUCCGAGCAGCCAAAAGCGGCACUUGCAAAAUGCUUGCAGCAAUGGCCAACGCUCACUGCAACCUCUCUAUAGAUAUCCACACUUUCUCCGUCAUCGAGUUGGCUAGCUUCGUGGACUUAACCCCGUGGCAUCGCUUCGGUUUCACCGCAGCAAAUGCAGCGAUACUAGAAGCUGUGGAAGGGUAUUCGGUCAUUCACAUAGUUGAUUUAAGCUUGACGCAUUGCAUGCAAAUCCCUACAUUAAUCGAUGCCAUAGCUAGUAGGCUGGAAGGACCCCCACUUGUGAAACUCACGGUUGCUGGUGGUGCAACUGAAGAUGUUCCACCAAUGCUCGACCUUUCCUACGAAGAGCUAGGCUCCAAAUUGAUUAACUUCGCUAGGUCCCGCAACGUAGUAUUGGAAUUCAGAGCGAUUCCUUCAACUUACGCCGAUGGAUUCUCCUCUUUGAUCGAGCAGCUUCGAGUUCAACAUUUAGUAUAUGCAGAAAGCGGUGAGGCUCUAGUCAUAAACUGUCACAUGAUGCUUCACUACUUACCAGAAGAAACAUUGCCUCCUCUUUCAAAUGUAAAUUCAAACCCUUACUCGUUCGAACCAUCGUCCACUCAAUCUCUUCGAGCCAUGUUCCUGAAGGCGCUUCGGGGAUUGGACCCAACAGUGGUUGUCCUAGUAGACGAGGAUGCGGAUUUUACAUCAAAUAAUUUGGUUUGUAGACUAAGGGCUGCUUUCAAUUACCUAUGGAUACCAUACGAUACGGUGGACACGUUUCUGCCACAAGGGAGCAAGCAAAGACAGUGGUACGAGGCAGACAUAUGUUGGAAGAUAGAGAACGUGAUAGCUCAUGAAGGGCUGCAAAGGGUGGAGAGGCUAGAACCAAAGAGCCGGUGGGUGCAGCGGAUGAGAAACGCGGGUUUUCGUGGGGUUAGCUUCGGUGAAGAGGCCAUCUCGGAAGUGAAAACAAUGCUUGAUGAACAUGCAGCUGGAUGGGGAUUAAAGAAAGAAGAAGAUGAUCUUGUACUUACUUGGAAAGGACAUAAUGUUGUAUUUGCCACUGCUUGGCUGCCUGCUUGAACCUUUUUAUUGCUUUCUUUUUCCAACAAAUUAUAAUUGAAUUUUUCUUGUCUUAAUUACUA
Messenger RNA from Gossypium raimondii (Peruvian cotton), 2084 nucleotides. RefSeq names its product scarecrow-like protein 32. Gene Ontology annotation, cellular component: nucleus. Lineage: Eukaryota; Viridiplantae; Streptophyta; Magnoliopsida; Malvales; Malvaceae. The transcript has a single exon. Gene Ontology annotation, biological process: regulation of DNA-templated transcription. Gene Ontology annotation, molecular function: sequence-specific DNA binding; DNA-binding transcription factor activity. The coding region runs from base 658 to 2022 and encodes 454 amino acids. The record is from RefSeq and is a predicted model, not a curated record.